This is a messenger RNA of Leptonychotes weddellii (Weddell seal), 5989 nucleotides long. It is a transcript of the gene AMER3, whose product is annotated as APC membrane recruitment protein 3. Gene Ontology annotation, biological process: regulation of canonical Wnt signaling pathway. Gene Ontology annotation, molecular function: beta-catenin binding; phosphatidylinositol-4,5-bisphosphate binding. Gene Ontology annotation, cellular component: plasma membrane. The record is from RefSeq and is a predicted model, not a curated record. NCBI's taxonomy places the organism in Eukaryota, Metazoa, Chordata, Mammalia, Carnivora, Phocidae.
GCGCGGCGCCAGGAGCUGACCGUGGUGCUGAGCUCGGCGCGCGGCUUGGCUCGGGCGCGGCUCCCGGCCUUGCCAAGGCCGCGUAUUGCGACACUCCCGGCCACCAGGGCAGCCUGGGGCCCUGGCAGCAUGGAGCUGAAGAGAGGAAAGACCUUCAUCAAAUCCAGCCUGCAGAUUUCCCAUGAGAAAGCCCCAGAUCCAGCAGCCGCCACUCUGGCCAGGGAGGAUGCAAGUCCCUUGUCAGUCUCACCAGGAGGGCAACAGAAACCCCAGAGUGAAAGGGCCCCGCAGGUUAGUCCCAGCGCCCAAGGAUAUGACAGAUGCUCCAACAAGGAAGCAGAGCCAGAACCUGAGGUGGGGGCUGCAGCCUUUUGUGGGGCCACCUUCAAACUGGUACGAAAGAGCAAGACUCAUGACAGUGUGCCUGGGGCUGGCAGGGCGAGCACAACCACAGGGCAGCUGGUGGGCAGUGCAAGCUUCCCAGGGCCCCCCAGCAGCCAGCGCAUGAUUGAUUACCGCCACUUUGUGCCCCAGAUGCCCUUUGUGCCCGCUGUGGCCAAGAGCAUCCCAAGGAAGAGGAUCUCCCUGAAACGACCUAAGAAGUGCUUUCGGAACCUAUUCCACAUUCGCAGAAACAAGACUGAGAACUUGGCCUCACUGGUGACCAAGGGGGAGAGCCUGUCUUCCCCUGGGGGCCCAUCAGAGGCUAGUGGGCAGACAGGCAAAGCCUUCUUCCCCUUAGGUGAGGGACUGGGGCCCGACAGCCUGUUCCAGGACCUAUCUGACAAUGAGCUCCUGCCUGACUCUUCUGUUGACCUCUGCAGGGCCCUAUGUGAGGAUGUGGCCUCACUCAAGAGUUUUGACUCUCUCACGGGCUGUGGGGAGAUCUUUGCAGAUGAAAGUUCAGUGCCAUCCCUGGAACUGAAUGAGGGCCCAGAGAGCCCAACCCAGGUAUCACAGGCCCUUGAAAGCAAGGUUCUUAGGGGCCCUUUCCAGGGCAGUGUGGAACAGCCGGCAUCACCUGCCCAAAACGAGUUGUCUGACUUUGCCAAGUUCUGGGACAGUGUGAAUCACUCUGUGAAGCAGCAGCACCGUGCCCUACUGGGGCCAUGGCUGGGGGGUCCCCAGGGCACAGACACAGACCGGCCCAGGCUGGAUGCAGCUGGGCUUGCUGAGCUACCCCUGUGUCCCUGUAGGGACCCCCACAGUGGCUCCAAAGCCAGCUCCAUAGACACAGGUACCCCUAAGAGUGAGCAGCCAGAAUCCGUGUCCACGAGUGAUGAGGGCUACUAUGACUCAUUUUCACCUGGCCUUGAGGAGGACAAGAAGGAGGCUUCAAGUCCAGGCACACCAGCAGCCUUCCCCCGGGACAGCUACAGUGGAGAUGCCCUCUACGAGCUCUUCUAUGACCCCAGCGAGGGCCCUGUUGGCCCAAGCCUGGAUGAUGACCUAUGUGUGUCUGAGAGUCUGUCAGGGCCAGCCCUAGGAGCACCACUGUCCAUGUGCAGCUUCCAUGUGGGGGCAGAGGAGAACUUGGCCCCAGCACCAGGCCCAGACCUGCUCAGCCAGGGCUUUUUGCAAAGCUCCUGGAAGGGCAAGGAGUGCCUGCUAAAACUCUGUGACACCGAGCUUGCCAUCACCAUGGGCAUUAUCAACUGGCUUCGCCGUGGCCCUGAACUCCGCACCCCACCUGCCUCAGCCCCUGGAGAAACUGCAACCUCACCCAGGGGACAGGCAGAGAAGGUGGGAGCUGGCUCCGAGAAAAAGGGCCCACAUCCAGUGAAGCUGGAGGGCAGGGGGGCUAGGGCUUCAGAUGCAGGUAGGACCGCUGUGGGCUCAGCACCCAGCAGGCGGGAGCUGUGGGCACAUUCGGGUCCCAAGGGCCUGCUUGCUGGAGAAAGCAAGGUCCUAGGAGGGCCCGAGCAGGGAACCAGCACUCUGUCCAGGGACCCAUCUCUGGAGUGUGUGCAGGUCUCUGGAGAAGGAAAGAUGCAAGGCUGCCAUGAAGGCUUGUUCUCCUCUGUGGGGUCUGCAGCCUCUGCAACAAAAGACACCUCUAGCAAAAAUAAGGUCCCAAACCCUUGGCCUGGCUUCCAGGAGCCCAGGCCUCCUGGGAAUCUGGAGUGUUUCCAAGGUCCCUGGAGGCCAGGUCCUGGCGGAAGCACCCUCAAUGUAGAGCCCACCCUGACAGGCUGUGUGGCCCAGGUUGCAGCCCUGCACAUCCACCCAGACUGCCAGCCCCCUACGACACAGUCCCCAAGGCAGGACACAAGCAGUGAGUUCUGUAGGCACCCUCAGGCCAGAGGCUCUGAUAUUCUCCAGCAGAAACAGACUAACAGCUUCCCUAGCAUGCCGAUUGUGUGUGGCCUGCCCUCCCUGGCUAGUCCACUCCACAGCCCACAGGACCAGAGGUGCCCAGGCCACGUCCUGGGCCUUAGCCAGCUCAGGGUGGAGCCCACCAGGAUGGAUGCCCAGGCUCAUCAUGCCUCUAUGGAUGACCAGCCCCUGCAGCUCAGUUCAAGGGCUGUGGAGCAGGUGAUACAUAGGGGCCAGCUAGAUUUGUAGCCCCUCUUGGCCCUACUAUCCAGCUGAGCCCCUGGGGCCAACUGCCAGGAAUCCUAGACAUCACCUCCAACAGCCAGUACAAGUGAGCCCCCUCUGCAAGUGCCCCAGAAAGUUGCUACAGUUUCCUGGCCCAUGAAGGCCUCCUCUGCAACCAACCGGAAAUAGGAGCCCCCAGACCAGCAUGGCUGAGCCUCACCUAUAGCAUGGGGCCUCACUCACCAGAAACUGUGUCUUUGUGGCCACAUUCAAGAGAACCUAACACCCAAAUCUCCACCCUUUGUCCCUGAUGUAAGGAUUGUUGGUGGGUGGGGGUAGCAGGACACAGGCAAGUGGAGCAAAGCAUUUUAAUGUGGAACAGCCAUGCCUGAACCAGCUCAGCCAGACCAGGUACUGGGCAGCCCAAGGCCAAGGACAGCUGCACAGCUGCUGUUGCUCUCAAAGUGUGCCUCACUGAUUUCCCCACAAAGAAAUGAAGACUUGAAUCCCAGUUGGCUGUGAAGUGGCCACACCUGGCUUCUCAUACAGCAUGUUAGAGAGAGGAGCUCAGGCUUGAAACUGAUGGGAAGAUAACAGUACAUCUUAUAAAUGGGAAGUAGAGGGAGCCAAGAAGUCUGCAUAGGGCUUGAGAAAAAUAAAUGUGUAGUCUAAGGCUUAUGGGUGGGAGGCAGAGUGGGAGACAGGCAGGAUGGGGUGCUGUGGAUGAGCUCAGGAAUGUCCACUGGCCCCACACCAGCCUGCUCUCUACCCCCAGGACAAGUAGCCACAAUGUACUGGGGCCCUGAAGGACUUCUUGUGGGAAUGAGAAGCAGGACCAGCCUCAUCUCAUUAAGGCCUUUAAUCAGCAGACAACAACCCUGCUAGGGCUAGACCCUGCAGACCUUAGUCAAUGGGUGUUAGUGAAUUCUCUAUUACAAAUCAGACCAGUAAUUUUCCCCAGCUCCUCUAAAUGAAGCCAAGGAUGUUCUCAGGGCAGAAGCUGAUUGAUUGUCCACAACUCUGCCAUUCUCGCCCCUCCACAUGGUCAGCAUCUUUGCCUCCCCCUUCAGGAAAACUUACCUUGGAAUGGAGCUAUAACUCUCAUCUUCCUGAAAGCCACAACAACAUGCACAGUACCAAAUAUUCAGAAUCGUGGAGGGGAAAGGUGGCCCGCAGCCUCAGGAAGGGCAAGAGUCAGGACGUCAGGCACAGUGACAGACCAUGCCUCGAGUUUCUCUAUGAUUAGAUCCUACCUCACCCGACAUGCUGCAGUGAGAUGCGAAGGAUGGUAUGCCACAGACAUGAAACUGUUUCUAGAGGAAAGGUCAUCGUAGAAAGGGGUAGGUCAGAUGGUGGGGGAGAAAUUCCAGCCAGAGGGAUGCUGUCUGACAGCUGACCACAGGCUGGUGCCUCUCCUGAUUGAGGCUUCAUUUCAGACUAGAAAAGGCUCUGUAGCCCUUGUUAACAACUGUUUACUUGGGCCUACUGUGUGCUCCUAUAGGCUCCUGACCAGGCCCAUUCCUGGAACACUGAGGGAAGGUCAGGGCCAGUCUUCCUGGAAAACCACACGUGAUUCCCCCUCCCAGGACUUCCACAAAUGAUUAGCAUUAUAGAGCUGUGCCAGGAGCAGGUUAUACAUGGAAUAGUUUACCUCAUCCCUGUAUCAGCCUGAAUGCAGUUGUCUUCAUUUUUCAUUUUUCAGAUACGGAGACCAAGGCACAAAGUGCUGAUAUGACUUGCCCAUGAACACACGCAGCUAGUAUGUGGGGUCGAUGAGGUUUGAAUCCCAUCCAUUGGCUCCUAAGGCCCAGCUCUUCACGAGGCUAUAGAAGUUCUCUUGCUGAGCUCCUGCAGUGAACUCUUUCAAAGCCUUCACUACUCCCUUCUUCCAGGGCACCCUCUGGGUACCAGCUGCCUGUCUCCCUGUAAGCAACCUGAGUGCCUGAGGGCAGGGGCAUCCCUCAUUUAAUCAUGGUCCUUAUCACUUUGUACGGCACCUGAGCAGAGCAAGGGCUCAGUACAUAUUUACUUGUUGAAAGAAUGAAAUAUCAAAAGGUUCCUCAUGGUUUUCUGAUAUCUUAUUGAAUGUGAGCCUGUGUCUGAAGAGUGGCAGAGUUGUUUUUACCUUGCAGGAGUUCUGAGGGAGUGUUUCCUUGAUGUGACAUGGUGACUGGUGGGGAGAAUCCAGCCAGUCCCAAGAGUGCUGAUAAAGGUAGAAACCAAGGAGGUCCAGGACCCAGAGGUUAUGGUGAAGGUAGUCUGCAGUGACCUAGCAACAGAGCAGCAGAGAAAAGGAACUGAGGUCAUGCCUGCCUGAGAGGAACCACCAGCGCAGUGGCUCUCACUAUGGGAAGCAUCUUAAGCAAUCCUGACACCCUAGAAAUUUUCAUUCUCUGCAAUGUGGUGGGAGAUUACAGCAGUGGCCUACCAGGUACCUUGCUGAGAGAACAGAGGAGGGCCUUCCCUUUCUCUUGUGUCCAGUGGGUCUGAGGAAGCCUCAGACCAUCUCUUUCUACAUCCCACCUCUUGGGAUGCCCUCCCCUGCAAGAGGGGUACAGGCAGUGCCAGUCUGAUGGGGCAUGUUCUUCAGGUGACCCACUGAGAGGAAAGAAUGGAACUGCUGGGCCAGCUCCUGGGAUAAGUGCCUAGCCCGGUGCUGGGAGUAGCAGAGGCCUGUGGGGUAUUUUCAGAAUUCUGGUCAUUUCUAACCCUCUCAUUUAUACAUGGCUAUAGAAAUUAUAGGAGGUUGUUUCUCCCAUAUAAAGUAAAACUCCAGCUCAUAGAUGUCUCACAGAGUCUAAGUGACUCCCCAGGGUCACACAGUGACAAGCAGAGGACUGGGGUACACCCUAAGGCCUGUGCACUGUGCCUUUCAAUCUUCCAGCCUUCCAAGGUUGCACUGGAUACUGAGAGGUGCUGGGAGGGGGCCAGGCAACCUCCCAGCCUGCCCUAAUGGUGGGGGUGGCCUGAGCCUAUAGUAGGGUGGCCUGGGGUGCACCAGGAAGGCUGGACAGAGAUCAGGAGGGAGGCGCUGAAAAGGGGUAAAGGCCAGCACAUGCUGAGGAAGACCCAGUGAACUACAUUGGGGGGGGGGAACAUCUUACCUUUCCUGGUUUCUUAUUUUAUUUUAUUUUACUUUUUAUGGAAUUGGGAUAAAUACAGGAUACAAAACUCAAAAGACACAGAAAACAAUAAAAAGUGAGUCUCCUUCCUUCUUUUAUCCUUCUGUUGUUUUGAUUACAAAACUAAUUCCCAUUUACUACAACCAAUCCAAACUAUGUGAAGUGCUGAGCCUCCAUUUCCCUGACCUUCUCAAACACUAGAUGUGUCUUCAGACCCUUUUUGCGUCUGUGACAUAAACAAACACGAACUUUAAUCCUUUUUACUGCACAGCGCAUCACAGACAUCUUUUUUAUUUAAAAUCAAUUAACAUAUAGUGUAUCAUUAG